Pseudomassariella vexata is the source of this 1136-nucleotide messenger RNA. Its product is annotated as HAD-like domain-containing protein. Lineage: Eukaryota; Fungi; Ascomycota; Sordariomycetes; Amphisphaeriales; Pseudomassariaceae. The transcript has a single exon. The coding region runs from base 36 to 851 and encodes 271 amino acids. The record is from RefSeq and is a predicted model, not a curated record.
UCUCACCACUUCAACGACCUUCUCAACCGGUCAAAAUGAGUCUGUUCAUGGACUUCGAUGGGACCAUCACAGUGGAAGAUACGAUUAAUGAAGUGGCGAGUUAUGCACUACAAGUUCAGGCCGAACAGGGCGAUGACUUGAGGGAGGAAUGGGGUACUGUCGUCAGGGAGUAUAUGAAGGAUUACGGCAAGCACGUUGCCGAAUACUGCCCGGAAGAGAAGGCGCGAAAGUCACCAACGCAUGAAGUCGGCUUUCUGCGAGAACUCAAGACUCUUGAAUUGCGGUCACUGGAGCGGAUUUAUAAAUGUCAGGUUUUCAAAGGCAUCACUCGGGACAUGUUUCGGAAAGCAGGACAGGACGCCGUGAGACGGGGCGUGGUCCAAAUACGGCCUGGGUUCAAGGAAUUCGUGGAAACCAAGAUGAGUGAAGGCUGGAAGGUAUGGAUCGUAUCUGUCAACUGGUCAUCGGCAUAUAUUGAAGGCGUCUGCGAUGUCCCUGGCAUCACUGUCAUCGCAAACGAGGUCCAAGACGACGGAUCCAUUGUUGGCCCCGACAUGCUGAACCAAAAAGGAAUCGGGUCUCGCAACUUGACGAAUUCUCGCGAUAAGCUGGACGUUAUGCAGGCUAUCAUCCAGGAUGAGUCGAAGCCAACUGUCUACUUUGGGGACUCUGUUACCGAUCUUGAGUGUCUCCUCGCCGCGUCAACUGGAAUUGUGAUUUCGGAUGACGAGGACUCGAAACUCCUGAGGACUCUGGGGAGAAUCGGAAAGCGCGUCCCUCGUGCGACGCGGCAAGAACCCUACCCAGCGCUUUUCUGGGCUUCGGAUUAUCAAGAGGUCAUGAAUAUGUGACCAAAGCCGUCACAGCUGAUAAUGGUUAUCUGUGUCGCCUAACCGCCGUGUUGUCACAGCUGAAAAACUCAGGGUGACUACCAGUUAGCAACAAAGGAUCAAUGAUGAAUUCUCUUUGAACCGACCCAACCUCGCCACCUCCACCCGACUCUCCCACUAAGGGAGUCAGUGCAUUGAUGACACAAAGCGCCAACAACUCGACGACAAUGAAAAGUUGUAGAACGAAUAUAGUAGCUAACAAGCCGGACUUCGCAGGAUUAACGACAGAUUCUAGCAAUAUAUGAG